AACGAAGAAGAGAAAUACUGUCCGUACUGCAAACCGCUUCCUACUGGAUGUGUAGUGCCCUAAACAGGGAGCAUGGGAUGGACAUGUAUACACUGAGUAGGGCGUGUGGGUAGGAAGCAGUGAGGGGAAUUAGGAUUGUCUCCAGCACCGGACCACGUUAUUUGGUGUGAGUGUGUGUGAGAGACUCAGAACGAGUCCCGGUGUAACAGAGGAAAGAAGGGGGAUAUGCGCGUGCCCGGUUCCGUAACGUGUGCAGGUGCGGAGAGGAAAACGAGAAUGAGGCUCGAUCGCUUCACGUGCAGACACGCGACCGAGAGAAAAAUGACGGUGUGUGUGAGAAGUCGAACCCGGAUGUCAUGUGAUCUCUGUAAGCUCGUGGACGCCCCCCGGAGGUGCCAGGAUGCCUGUGCAGGCGGCGCAGUGGACAGAGUUCCUGUCCUGCCCUAUCUGUUUGAACGAGUUCAACGGCGGUGGACACAAACCUAUCAGCCUGGGCUGCUCACACACCGUGUGUAAGACGUGUCUCCAUAAACUGCAUCGUAAAGCCUGUCCUUUCGACCAGACCGCCAUCAGUCUCGACAUCGAGCUGCUGCCCAUCAACCGUGCCCUGCUGCUGCUGCUGGGGGCGCAGGUUCCUGAAAGCCACUGUGUGUGUCUGGGCAGCACUGAAGAUACCCAGCACUAUGACGUGUGCAGGACGUGUGUGGAGGAGUUGGCGCUGUACCUCAAACCCAUUACAGGGGGGAAAGGCGUGGUGUCUCAGAGUGCCAGUGCUCUCAGUCGGCCCAUGCAGAGGAAGCUGGUGACUCUUGUGAACUGCCAGCUGGUGGAGGAGGAGGGACGUGUGAGAGCUCUGCGGGCGGCUCGCUCUCUGGGAGAGCGCACCAUCACAGAGCUCAUUCUGCAACACCAGAACCCACAGCAGCUCUCUGCUAACCUGUGGGCUGCCGUCAGGGCACGAGGCUGCCAGUUCCUUGGACCUGCGAUGCAGGAGGACGCCCUGAAGCUCGUCCUGCUGGCUCUUGAGGACGGCUCCGCUCUCUCUCGCAAGGUUCUGGUGCUCUUCGUGGUCCAGAAGCUGGAAGCUCGGUUCCCUCAGGCUUCCAAGACGAGCAUCGGCCAUGUGGUGCAGCUUCUCUACCGAGCUUCCUGCUUUAAGGUGACGAAACGCGAUGAAGACUCAUCCCUGAUGCAGCUGAAGGAGGAGUUCCGUACCUACGAGGCUCUCAGGCGCGAACACGACGCUCAGAUCGUCCACAUCGCAAUGGAGGCGGGGCUACGCAUCUCUCCCGAGCAGUGGUCCUCUCUGCUGUACGGCGACCUCGUCCACAAAUCACACAUGCAGUCCAUCAUAGACAAGCUCCAAUCCCCAGAAUCCUUUGUGAAGAGCGUGCAGGAGCUGACUAUCAUUCUGCAGAGAACCGGAGAUCCAGCCAACCUCAACAUACUCCGAGCACCGCUAGAACUCCUGGCUGGUAUUGACCAGAACCUAGAACCAGCGAUCCCUGCAUGGGAGGAGCUGGAGUCUGUGAUGUUGGCUGUGAAGGUGGUGGUCUACGGGCUCGUCGAGUUCAUCCAGAAUUUCAGCAAAAAAAGUCACGAGACGUUUCAGUCUCAGCCCAAUAGUAAAUACAAGACCAGCAUGUGUCGAGACCUGCGGCUCCAAGGAACCUGCCCACGAGGUGUCAACUGCACCUUUGCCCACACCCAGGACGAGCUGGAGAAGUACCGAAUGAGGAACAAGAAGGUUGCUUCGGGAACCAGGUCGUCUCUUCUGCCAAAAAUGGGCGUGGUCAAAUCUUCAGCUGUAGACAUGAGUGUGGGUGAGAAGGAGGGUGUUGACUCUCAGAGCUCCUCACCCACUCACCUUGUGCCCAGAGGAGGAGAGCAGGAGCAGGUUGAGGUGAUGAAGGAGCUUGCUGAUGGCUUCCCGACUGCCAGCCAAGACCUGAAAACGGUUUCUCCUCCGAAGAGCCCACCAUCAGGACCUCCUGCCGAUACUUCAGUGCCCCUCAAACCUUCUCUACUGCAGAGGAGUCACCAUGAGGUCACAUACUUUCCUGAACAACCAUUUCCGUAUGAUCUGCCAACCUGCCCAUCUGGUAACUUUUUUCAUGCUGUUCAUCCGAGCCUUCACAAACCUUACCCGCCUCGCUUCCCUCGCUCCAGCCCCGCCUCUGACUCUUCAGCCCCGCCUUCUUUGGGCCCCCACCCUGACACGCCCCUCCCGUCUCGUUUAGGCCUGUCACCGUAUUCCAGCUCCCCCUCUUACCCGCCCCUCCAUCACUCUCACCCCCACGGUCACAGCGUCUAUGCUCCCGUCUACGACAGUCGGCGUCUCUGGAGGCCUCAGCUGUACCACAGGCAGGACGGCCGGAGCAACUCGCUCCCUCUGGAGGUGCUGCACUCGUCUAUUUAUCAUCCCCCUCUCCGGGAGCGCUUCAACUCGCUCGAUAGCUGCAGCGCCUCCAACAGGAGAGCCGCCCUGCAGCGGGAGGUGUAUGGCCGAGCUGCUCUGGGCUCAGAGGAUUUCUACGCUCUCCGUCAGGAGCAGUGGUCUCAUCAGCACCACGGCUCGGGCCGAGCGGCACCACAUUCCCCUGUCUUUACAGUGGAUCUCUGCUCCGAGCGUGUGGACAGCGGAGUGUGUGUGAGCUGUAAGUGUGGAGGAGCAGAUGCACCUCUGGCUCGUUACUCGCCGUGGUCGUGUGGUGCCGGUGGUCCGUUUGACUCGGAACCUCUUUACUCUCAUACCUGUUCCCAACACAUGGACGGUGAGUGUACAGGUAAACACUGGCUGCAUGUUUCUGAGCCGUACAGACGUGUGAAGGACGAGGACCCCAUCAUCCCGUUCGGUGAGGGUCCCAUCAUCUCAAAGUGGGGGGCCAUUUCACGCUCGUCUCGCACAGACCACCACACCACCGACCCUGUCCAGGCCACGGCGACACGUGGCCGCGCCGCCACCACCACGCUCAUCAAUUUCAGAGAUUACAGUUCUCAUGUCGGACCGGGGGAGUGCCGGUGGAGUCCGUGUGGCUUCGAGUCAACUCGCUCCGGGUUCCUAGACAGCGAGCAGAGACGGAGCUCCAUCAGCAUUGCUGGGAAACCUGAAGCAGAGUUUCUGGGUCGAGAUGAAGCCGAGAGUGAACCGGACCAUGACAUUGAGCUGGACCUGUGCACUUUACACAUGGAGGACACGGAACCAUUGGAGAUCCAGGCAGAGGCAUCUCUGGAGUCGCAGUCUGAAAUUCAACUCUCCAGUGUGUUUGGUGACGGAGCAGGAAGCUCACGGUUGGUUCCGACGUUACCUAAGCACGUGAUGGACUCUCGUUUACUGAAGAAGAUGGCGUUUAGGAAGUCUCUCUCCCCCAGGGGUCUAAAUGCUGGAGGUCUCACCAUGGGCAAUCUGGUGAUGAAAACGGGUUCAUUAAGACCUUCAGGAGACACGGCUGGACCGAACCCAGGACCCGAAAUGAUCUUGAACGGAAGCUAAAAAUCAAGAAAAUGUGUUUUUAAAGUCCGAGUGUAGAAUCUAAUCGGCACUGAUCCAUGAAACUCGGCGCUCGUUUAUUAUUCUCCAUACCCACUCGUUUCCCAUGGUUUCAUUCCGAACGUCUUUCCAGUACUGAGAUGUUUGAAGAAUGUAAUCCAGGGUUUUUUUGACAAAACUUUGAAAAACGAUUCAAAAAUAUUAUGCAUUUUUUUAAAGCUCCCCCAUAUAAAUCAAUUUUUUUUUGUUUUUUGCGCAGCUUUAUGCAAAUGCAUUUUUCACAACCCCAUCUCAGGUCACCUAGCUGCCAAUCAGAAUCCACUCUAUAGCCAAUCAGAGGCCUCCGAUUACUCAUUUGUCGGUAUUAUUAUGAAUAUUAAUUAACGUUUUAGAUGAGCUUGAUCUGUUAUAAUUCCUGCCUGUAGGUUUCUAUAUUUGUACUGUGUGUGAUGGGGGGGUACGUUGCAUCCGUCAUGGUGCAGUACUCAUGAGUCGAUUGACCUGCAUGAAACAAAGUGCAUUUUUUUUUUUUUGUAUUAGGUUUUGUAAUGAACUGUGUGUGAACAUGCCUCUGAGUUGAUCUACGCUAUCUCCUGCUCCCUCUGAGGCUUUAUCAGGUGGCUGUUUUAUUCUGAAAUGGCUUUCAAAUCUAAUAUUGGUUUAUUACAGCAGCAUUAACGCACGCGUGUGUGUGAGAUGGUAUGCAGUGGGCGGGGCUUGUUUUAUUGUAGUUUUCUAUGCAUUUUUUUCCUCUUUCGCAGCGAUGUAAUAAAGAUAAACGAAUCUUCCCAUUUUUGAAGCCACGGAAGUUUAAAAAUGAACGAGGGUUCCGCUUUGUGAAUAUGAUCCGGUUUCAAUAUCUCAGUGAGUUAUCUGAAACUAGAAUCAGGGUGAUUUUCGAUCAGUUUCUGCUCUGCCGUUCCUUCAUUUUGCUUUCCUGAUUUUUAACUUGUUUUACUGCCCCCUACUGUACAUACAGUGUAUUAGUUAGAUGUUCGUUCAAGCAUCGUCACUUCGACAGGCCGCGCCCUGUUACUGCUUUGCACCUGCGGCUGCUUCAUCGUUCCUGUUUUAUUUGAUAAAUCAAUCAUUUAUCAACACCCGACCCCCCCCCCCCCCCAAUGUGUUACCCUCUCGUGUUGGACUGCGACGUCGCUGCUGACUUCUGUGAAGUUGUGUGUCUGAGUAUUUUGUAUCAGGAUUCUCUUAUUUUUGUUUAGUUUUGUUCAAAAGAAAUGAAGGAAACUGCAGACUCUGUGCUUCCUGUUUAAGAUCGCGGAUGAUGGAGCACUGAGUGAGAUCAGAACCUCUGAAACGGGUCAUUUGUUCUUUGGUCUUGUGCACUGAAUUGUUUCGUUCGUGUUGACUCGGGCGACGCUGAGAUCCGAGAGAGAGGUGUGUGUGUGUGUGUGUGUGUGUGUGUGUGUGUGUGUGUGUGUGUGUGUGUGUGUGUGUGUGAGACGCCACUGUUUAGGAAACGUCUCCUAUUUAUAAUGGGGUCAUUUAUUGUUUUUGUAAUGUUAUGUGGAUUCAGGCAUAUGGUAGGGCUUUUUGCCUAAAAAUAAUGGCACCUUUUUUUGUAUUAUGCUAUACACUUUUUAUGGUGAUUGGUGUCAUGAAUUUGAUCACGUGUGUGUGUGUGUGUGUGUGUGUGUGAUGCACGUGGUCAGAAUAGCAGAUGUUGUACGUGGUGGGAAUAGCACCAGUUGCACAGCUCCCAAUGUACACAGGAUGAAGUCUUUUUGGCACACUGACUUAUGAAGAUCGGUGCUCCCUGUGACUGCGUGCAGCCCUGUGCUGCCAUCUUUUGGCCAGUUUUUAAAACUAGUUUCGAAACUUGAUUCUAGUUUAAAUAAAUGACCCCCCCCACCCCAGAGUAAAUAAAAAUACAUUUUAAAAUGCUUUGCUUUUUUAUGACAUCUUAAAAUGAUCGUAAACUCUGUGAGGCUUUAAACACAAUACAAGGCUGAUUCAAGGGAAUUGAUGUGUGUGUGUGUGUGUGUGUGUGUUUUCUGCUGUAGUUCAGCAUGAGCUUUUUAAUUAUUAAUUUUUAUUUUAUGAACAGCUUCUGUGCUGCACACUGGAUCCUCGGCUGGUUCUGAUUUCAGCUGGUUUUUUUUUUUUUUUUUUUUUACAUAAUUAUUUGAUUUAUUCUGCGCAGAUGUUUAAGAUGACCUUUUUUUUUUUUUCUUUUAGCCGUUUAUCCUUUUUUUUUAUGAUGUGUGUUGGAUCAGCUCGGCUCUGAGUCACGACUUCAUGAUUAUUUUAUACCGUGUGUGUGAGAUAUAUGAUGUGUGUGUGUGUGUGCUCACGAUCAUCUGCCCCCUAUGGUUUAUAUUUAACUGGAGCUCACUUUUUUUUUUUUUUUUUUUUAAAUCACAAUUUCUCUCAAUAUCCAGAGAAACGCUUUAAUUUCUUGUCCUUAACAGUAGUCACAUGUUUGUGGACACCUAAUUUUAUAAAACUGGUAUGUGCUUCAUUUUGAACAUCAAAUUCCCCAUUAGUCUCCACUCUUCUGGGAAGAUGUUCCACUUGAUUUGUGGAGAUUCAUUCCGCUACAAGGGCGUUGUGAAGUCAGGUACUGAUGCAGGGGAGGAGGUUCCUGUGGUGCCGUCAACGUUCACCCUCAUCGCAAAUGUGUUCAGUAGGAUUUGAGCUUUAUAGAAGGAGAUCUUCUAAACUUUUUUUAAACCCAUAUAAAGCAGAUCUUCAUGGAGCUGGCUUUGUGCACAGGGACAUUGUGAUACUGGAACAGGUUUGGGUCUUCUAGUUUGAGUGAAGGGAAAAUUUCAUGCUACAGUAUCCCAACAGUUUGAGGAAGAACCACAUAUAACUGAAAGAGUCUGGUGUCCCAAUACUUUUGGCCGUACAGUGUAUGUGAUCUUAUGAAGUUUAUGGCUCAUUCUUUUUGAAUGUGGACUGCAGUUGGGAUUAAAUAAAGUGCAGGAGAAAUUAGGACAUUUUUACACAUUAAGCUGACGCAGUAAUCUGUUAUGAGACUCAUUAUUGUUCUUUAUUGUGGUUCCUGAUCGUGUGUGUGUGUGUGUGUGUGUGUGUGUGUGUGUGAGAGAGAGAGUGAGUGUUAGUACCCCGUGUUAGUUUAUUAUAUCAUUAGUUUAUCGCACGGCCUCUCUGGAUCUCUGCAUGUAGAAUUGUUUCCUUCUGAGGUACACGACCCUGACAGCAGCUGAUGUUGAAUAUUUUUACGUCUGUAUUAGACAUUUCCUUUGCAAAUCUAUUGUUCGAUUUAACUGUAUAUGAAAUAAAAGAUGGUACACAUCCAUCAGUUUAUACAGACACCGCCAUCGUAUAGAUGGACUUUUACUGCAGUUUUAUGAUCAGAUAUAUUUAAAUACAUAGAUAUUUAUCAGAGAUUCUUUAAAAUAAAUAAGGUGAAAUAUCUUUUGGUAGAAAUAUGAACUGUAUUUUGAUGCACUGAACAGAUUUGCUGGUUCGUAUCUUUGCUGUUUGCUGUUUCGCGCCUUGGCGACUGUCUGAGCCGCUUCGAAGCUCACGCUGAUGAUGGGAAAUUAAUGUAAAGGUCAUUCUGUAACUGCAUGCUGAGGAAAUAAAGUGGAUUUGUCCUCAAA
Molecule: messenger RNA, 7080 nt
Organism: Silurus meridionalis
Lineage: Eukaryota; Metazoa; Chordata; Actinopteri; Siluriformes; Siluridae
Gene: rc3h2
Product: ring finger and CCCH-type domains 2
Molecular function (GO): metal ion binding
Source: RefSeq, a predicted model, not a curated record